AGCUGUGUAGCACGCGCGCGGUGAGAGAGAAUGGUGCGGAUAAAAAACAGCAUAACACGUCUUGACACAGCCACGGCAAAGUGAAACCUAAGCUGAGCACCGUGGCUCUUCGCCCCGAGGCUAGCAAGAGAACCAUGAGUGAAGUGAUCUACUGCUUGAUUAAUCUAAUCAGAGAGACAGGUUACACAGUGACGGUACCUGCUGUGUGAGGUGUGUGUUUCAGACUCCAGCAAUUUGCAUUUGUUGGUGGAAAAAGCCAUUUAUCAGGCGGUGAAAAUGGCAGUGAUUAAAGCUCAUGGAGAGUAUGGCGCUGCACUCUUCAGCAUCGGAACUUCAGUGACGUACUUGAACGCCUACACCAGAGUGGUGAUGCUACGGUUACGGAAAGCUCACUAUCAGCUCCUCUGGUCUGCUCUGCCCUUCAUCACCAGUAUAUGGAGCAACAAUCGGAAAAUACAGUGCUUCUUCAACUGUAUACACGUCGGAGGCACCAUCAGAACGUGUCAGAAGUUUCUUGUGCGAUACGGGAGGCAGCAGCUGUGCCGAAUGCUGCCGCACUGUAAGACUGAGGCUGAAAAACAGGAAGUGAGGAGAGCAGUGUUGAGCUGCUCAUUGCAAAAAAAAAUCAGAGAUGAUGACGACGACGACGAUGAUGACGACGAUGAUGAUGAAGGUGGCAAUGAUCGUGAUGAUGAUGAUGAUGAUGAAGAGGAAUAAACCUAACUCUGAAUCACACCACAGACCUGCAGAGACGCACUAUUCAAAUUAAUUAUGAUGUUAUCUGUAUUAUAUUCAGGGGUGGCAUUUUAUUUUAUUCUUUUUUUUUUUUUGGGCCUUCAAACCGGUUAAUACCCAAGCCUGGUUGAGUUUCAGUUCCUCGUUUAGCCUCAAUGUUUACACAGGACCCUUGGAAUCAUCCCGGCGUCUGUGACGUACCUGAUUUUACUUUUUGUUUUCUAUGCCUUAUGCAUGCUGUAAACAAGGCAGACGGUUACUGUAAAGAUGGAAUAUCUUAUUCUACACUUAAUGUAAAAUUACCUUUUUGCAUUUUAUGCUUAAAAGCGUCAUGCUAUUGUAAUAAUCUGCCUCAAGACUGACUGAAGUUUUUUUUUUGUUGUAAAUGCCAUUGCACAAUGAAAAAUAAA
Neoarius graeffei (lesser salmon catfish) is the source of this 1145-nucleotide messenger RNA. RefSeq names its product POP5 homolog, ribonuclease P/MRP subunit (gene pop5). Bases 277 to 717 code for a protein of 146 amino acids. Gene Ontology annotation, cellular component: ribonuclease P complex. Gene Ontology annotation, biological process: tRNA 5'-leader removal. The record is from RefSeq and is a predicted model, not a curated record. Gene Ontology annotation, molecular function: ribonuclease P RNA binding. NCBI's taxonomy places the organism in Eukaryota, Metazoa, Chordata, Actinopteri, Siluriformes, Ariidae. The transcript has 6 exons.